Molecule: messenger RNA, 2808 nt
Organism: Nerophis lumbriciformis (worm pipefish)
Lineage: Eukaryota; Metazoa; Chordata; Actinopteri; Syngnathiformes; Syngnathidae
Source: RefSeq, a predicted model, not a curated record
AUGGAGCAGUGCGAGAGCGCAGCAGCUCUGCUGGAGUCGGUCAGGGAGCAGGAGGUGCAGUUUGAACAGCUGACCAGGGCGUUGGAAGAGGAGCGGAGGAGAGUGGGCCUCUCUGCCACUAGCCCUUCGGCGCUGGGUCGUCCCCUCCCUCACGCACAGAACGGGCGUUUGGGGGAUGCGGACAUUGAACGACUGAAAUUGACAGACUCUUACAUAAACGGCACACAGUACAGAAUGGUGGACCCAGCACACGGCGCUCUUGAUGAGAGCUACACACCAGAGGAUGACUCCCACGAAGCACAUUCUGUCUUUUCUGAAGAAGGCACCACACGCCGGCUAGAUAAUGGGAUGAAGAAACCCAUCUCACGCACAGUCCUUCCAAAUGAUUCCAUGUCCAUCAAUGGAGGCAUGUCAGUGUCUGGUAUGAGCGGUUACAGCGCCACACUGGACCGUCCGUACAGACAAGCGGGAGGGGACUACCCCACUGCCACAGUGCCAAGAAACUACCACUACGGCCCCGUAGGAGGUUAUGAUGACUACCGAGGAGGACCGCCAUCUGAGGCAUACACAAGCUUGAGCAGAGGCUCGCAUAUGGAUGAUCGUUACAGGCCAAUUGAUGGAUAUAGAACUCUGGAUUCUGGAUACCGGGCUCCGAGCCGCCAGCAGAUGGACCCCUACGCAGCACAGCCCCAGGUGGGCAGGGGAAUAAGGGCCAUGGGCUCGGCAAUGGACAUGCGAUACGGCCACGGACACUACGGUUUGGAAGAUGACCAGCGAAGUGCAGGCUAUGACGAGUACGGCAUGGGUCCUCCUCCCAUGCACCCUGGAGGUUACGGCACCAUGCCGAGGCUGGGUCCUGGCCCUGGUGGUAUGGACAGGCGAAGACUCAGAAGCUGUGAAGAUACUCUGGAUGGUGAUAUGGGAGGAGUUGAUCCAUAUACUUGGGGGGUUCCCAUGACCCUCGACAGAGGGAGCAUGGCUUCAUUAGACAGCACCCUGAGGAAAGGUCCUCCCUCCUCAUGGAGACAACCGGAGCUGCCAGAGGUGAUCGCCAUGCUGAACUACCGCCUUGAUCCCGUCAAAAUCAACGCUGCCGCAUUCCUCCAGCACCUCACAUUUAAAAAUGAUAAGGUUAAGUCGGAGGUGCGGCGCCUUAAGGGUAUCCCAGCCUUAGUGUCACUGCUGGACCACCCCAGCAAAGAUGUGCACCACUCGGCCUGCGGAGCUCUAAAGAAUAUUUCUUAUGGAAGAGAUUCAGACAAUAAGAUUGCUAUCAAGAACUGUGAUGGAGUGCCAGCGUUGAUCCGAUUAUUGAGAAAGACCCACGACCAGGACCUCACUGACACAAUCACAGGCACCCUGUGGAAUCUCUCAUCCCACGAUUCUGUGAAGAUGGAGAUCGUGGACCACGCCCUGCAUGCUCUGGCAGACGAGGUGAUAGUGCCGCACUCAGGCUGGGAGCGAGGCAGCAACAGCAGAGAAGAAAGCUGCAAACCACGGCAUCUGGAGUGGGAGACCGCCUUGACCAACACUGCUGGCUGCUUACGAAAUGUGAGUUCAGAGCGCAGCGAGGCAAGGAGGAAGCUGAGAGAGUGCACAGGAUUGGUGGAUUCGCUCAUGUACGUCGUGCAGUCCCAGAUCAGCCGCAAUGACGUGGACAAUAAGUUAGUGGAGAACUGCAUGUGCCUCUUAAGGAAUCUAUCCUAUCAGGUCCAUCGCGAGGUCCCCAGCUGUGAACGCUAUGCAGAGACCGCACCCAUUAACCAAGGCCCUUCGCCUGGCUCCAACAAGGGUGGCUGUUUUGGCUCCCGAAAGGGCAAAGAUGAGUGGUUUUCCAAAGGAAAGAAAGAUGGAGAUGACGGAAGUGCAGACCAAGUUGAUAUUCCAAAGAGAACAGUACCUGCCAAAGGAUAUGAGCUGUUAUUCCAACCAGAGGUAGUUCGAAUUUACACGUCGCUGCUCAAAGAGAGCAAGAACCCUUCGGUGCUGGAAGCAGCUGCUGGGGCCAUCCAGAACCUAUGUGCGGGCCGAUGGACUUAUGGUCGUUACAUCCGAGCCACUGUGCGUCUGGAGAAGGGUCUUCCCAUGAUUGCUGAACUGUUGGGUCACGGAAAUGACCGUGUGGUGCGGGCCAUGUCUGGAGCCUUGAGGAACCUUGCCAUCGACAACAGGAAUUGCGAACUUCUCGGUUUGCAUGCCGUACCCCACCUUGUAGCGAACCUGCCUGGUGGCCAGAACCAGUCAACUCGCAACCUGUCAGAGGAGACGGUGGUGUCUGUGCUCAGUACGCUGACUGAGGUGCUCGGCAGCAGCUUGGAGGCGGCGAAGACCCUCCGGGCCUCGCAAGGCAUCGAGAGGCUCGUCCUCAUUAAUAAAGAUGGUAAGCGGUCUGACCGUGAGGUCCGAGGGGCUGGCCAGGUGCUGCAGCUGGUGUGGGCCCACAAGGAGCUGCGUCGGCCACUGGAGAAAGAUGGCUGGAAGAAGACUGACUUCCAGGUCAACCUAAACCCCGGCACCACCAACGGCCCGAGCACUCGUGCCAACGGCACUUACGGGGACAGUACCACACCACUGCUGGACAGAGGAGAAAAACGAAACAUGAUUCCACUAAAUGACCUCGGCUCUGAGGCAUACUCAACACUGGACCAGAGGGAGCGGAGACACACUCUCGACGACACCACAGAGUCUCUACCGAGAGGGGUGUAUGGGGGAAGAAAGGGCUCCCUGCCUCUGUUGGACUCCUAUGAUGAAAAACUGAUCGUGUGCAUCACCCAAACUGGGCCAUCCCUGCCUGACCAUUGCUACUGA